Messenger RNA from Talaromyces atroroseus, 1140 nucleotides. RefSeq lists its product as hypothetical. Gene Ontology annotation, biological process: late endosome to vacuole transport via multivesicular body sorting pathway. Lineage: Eukaryota; Fungi; Ascomycota; Eurotiomycetes; Eurotiales; Trichocomaceae. Gene Ontology annotation, cellular component: multivesicular body. Bases 1 to 1140 code for a protein of 379 amino acids. The transcript has 4 exons. The record is from RefSeq and is a predicted model, not a curated record.
AUGGCGGCCACUGUUCCCGACAGCUUAAAGUCUGCUGACAUCGCGCGCUUUGUCACUCGCGCCGCGCAAAUCGAGCGCGCAAAGCCCGUGAUUGCAUAUUGGUGCAACUACUGGGUCGUGAACCAGAUCAUAUCCAAGGGCCUUCACAAUGCCAGUGAGGAGUCAAUUGGGUUUACGACGAAUCUGAUGGACAAGCUGGAACGAUUUAAAACCGAAAACUCGGAGAAUGACGCGGUAAUGGAUAAUGUCGCUGGCCAGGCUUAUGUGGAGCAAUUUGGCCUCGAGGUCUUUAGUAGAGCCGAUAACGCAGUUCGCGCCAAUAAGGCUUCAAAACAAACCGCAGACACAUUCCUCGCGGCGGCCACGUUUCUGGAACUCUGUCAGAUAUGGGGCCAAGUCGAUGCCGAAAUCGCAUCCAAGAUUAAAUUUGCCAAAUACCACGCUAUUCGAAUUGCCAAAGCUAUCAAGAACGGGGAGGACCCAAACCUAUCAAAUCCUGGAGAGGAACCUGAGACGGAGGAGGGUGUUGAAGGAGGGCUGGCCCUUAAUCCAGACGACCCCGAAGUCCGCGCUCUUGAAGGCACAUCACUACCUUCCCAACAAAAAGAACGCCAGCCCUCGGUGGAAGAAGUCCCCGAUGACUCGGACCGUAUCCAGCGCAGUCUUGCCCAGCAAUCGAUACUGGACGAAUCCCUUCAUCCAUCACGAUCAUCAUCACUGCCCCCUGCCAAGGCCGCCGAAGACGCUGCACCACCUCCCCCAGAGCUCCCAUCAGCUCCCUCCGACUUGACCCUUCCAUCAACCCCUUCAGUUCUUCCUGAUACACCACAAACUUUCACUGAUCCGUCAGCCGCCUUCCAGUCUUUCCCUCCUCCUGCAGUUGUGCAAAUGUCAAACGCCCCCCCCGAUCCCUCCCAGCAACCUACAAAGCCCGUACUUGCAAAAGCAACACCUCCCGUGACUACUGCUCCAUCUACAAUUCCAUCUCAGCCGUCUGCUUAUGAUAUCAAUGCCGACGACCAGUCAAUCACACAGGCUCAGAAGCACGCCCGAUGGGCCGUGUCUGCUUUGAGUUUCGAUGAUGUGAAUACGGCUAUUAAAGAACUGAAGAUUGCGCUGCGACAUCUGGGGGCUGAAUAG